AUGGCAGAACUCGUCAUACUCGAACGGCCAUCAUCACAACACGUCUACCAUCAAGAUGGCGAUAACGAAACCAGUCAUAAUGACCACGAAAGCGUUGUCGAGGGCCAUGCUGCGGAGUCAAGUGAACGACCGGACCAAGAGUACCCGACGGGCAUCAGACUCUGGCUGACCAUACUCUCUGUGGUGUCAAUCCUCGUCCUCGCCAGCAUAGACAUGAACAUAGUCGCCACAGCCGUGCCAGCUAUCACCGAUCACUUCCACACGGUAGCCCACGUUGGCUGGUACUCAUCCGCCUUCAGACUCAGCGUCUGUGCUUUCCAAUUCAUCUUUGGGAAAGCCUACAAGCUCUUCUCCGUCAAACGCAUCUUCCUCAUGUCCAACGCCAUCUCUAUCGUUGGAUCUGUGCUUUCAGGCGCUGCUGUUUCGUCAACAAUGCUUGUUGUUGGAAGAGCUGUCGCUGGACUGGGAUCUGCAGGUCUAUUCGCUGGCUCGUUCAUCAUCAUCGUUCAAGCGACGUCUCUUCGUCGACGACCUAUUUUCCUUGGGGUUUUGGGGGCUGCUGAGGGUCUUGCUACCAUCGCUGCGCCGUUGCUUGGUGGUGCGCUUCAAACACUUAGCUGGAGAUGGUGUUUCUACAUCAGCGCGCCCACUGGUGCUCUUACUCUUCUUCUUACCAUGCUCUGCUUGUCGGAUGAUCAGAAGUCUAGUGGAGUUACUGAGUUGUCGUUUAAAGAGAAGGCUGCUCAGCUUGACCUCAUUAGCAACAUGUUGCUGCUCCCGGCGUUCACGAGCCUUUUUCUUGCUCUCUCAUGGGCGGGUACUGUGUACCCAUGGAGCAGCGGCCAGGUUUUUGGACCUCUGGUUGCAUUCGCUGUUCUCCUUGCAGUGUUUGUCUGGAAUCAAAUCCGCCGAGGCGACGCCGCUGCACUCCCGCCCCGCAUCAUGAAGCAUCGCUGCGUAAUAGCCGGUUUUAUCUUCAUAUUCUGCGUCAACAGCACUGGCGUAGUGCUUGAGUACUAUUUGCCAGCCUACUAUCAGCUCGUUCGUGGAUACACGCCCGUCAAGAGCGGCUACAUGAUGUUGCCUAUCAUAAUCGCGGCAACAGCCGGCUCACUCAUCCACGGAGCGGGGACAAGCGCAUUCGGUUACUACACGCCUUUCAUGCUCUUCGCAUCCAUCAUCAUGCCAAUCGCUGCAGGGCUUAUCACUACGUUCAAGAUUGAUACCAGUUUCGAGAAGCUUAUUGCGUACUCGGCGCUCUCAGGUCUGGCCUAUGGCAUUGGGUUUAUCGGCCCUCAAACAGCUGUACAGACUGUCCUCCCAGCUGAAGAUGUCCGGCUUGGUCUAUCCAUCAUGUUGUUCGCUCAAUCUUUCGGCCCUGCUGUAUCUGUUCCGAUUGCCCAGGUGCUCUUCACAAACCGACUCUCUGAUAACCUUCAUGGUAUCGUACCGGGUCUGAAUGGGACGCAUAUCAGCAACAGUGGCCUUUCUGAGAUAGUGAACAAUGUGCCAGAAUCUGCGACAAGAGAGGUUCUAAUUGCCAUCGAUAAAAGUCUCGGGCAGACAUGGUAUCUUGUAACUGGGCUGGCUUCAGUCGCGAUAGUUGGAAGUCUGAUGACGGAAUGGAGGUCAGUCAAGGAGAAACGCGAAUAA
Fusarium subglutinans is the source of this 1653-nucleotide messenger RNA. RefSeq names its product major facilitator superfamily transporter. The transcript has a single exon. Gene Ontology annotation, biological process: transmembrane transport. Lineage: Eukaryota; Fungi; Ascomycota; Sordariomycetes; Hypocreales; Nectriaceae. The coding region runs from base 1 to 1653 and encodes 550 amino acids. Gene Ontology annotation, molecular function: transmembrane transporter activity. The record is from RefSeq and is a predicted model, not a curated record.